UCUCAAUUUAUUUAUUUUUUCUUCCUUUGAGAGCAAAGUUACAAUUUAUAAAGCCUUUUGUAACAAUUGACAACUCAAAUGAUAUUAAAAUUUUCCAGUACAGCCGAAAGAGGUAUUCAUAGAGAUUGCAUGCCAAUCAGGUGCAUGUAAUUUGGAUUUCGGUUGUGCUUAAUCAGAUCUUACAUCAAAAACCAUUUUUCAUUGAGGAAAAUUCGAAUUAGUGUGGCAGUUGGUUGCUUCUCCUUGUUUGUGCAAGGAAAACCACAAAGCGAGCUUGUGCGGAGGGAGAGAGAAGAUUAAAAAAUGGGGGAUCUGUUCAGCGGCGAUGAGACAGCACCAUUUUUCGGUUUCCUUGGCGCUGCAGCAGCUCUCGUGUUCUCCUGUAUGGGUGCUGCAUAUGGAACAGCGAAAAGUGGUGUUGGUGUAGCAUCGAUGGGUGUCAUGAGGCCAGAGCUUGUCAUGAAAUCAAUCGUGCCAGUUGUUAUGGCUGGUGUUCUAGGUAUCUAUGGCCUAAUUAUUGCUGUCAUCAUUAGCACGGGAAUCAAUCCCAAAGCCAAGUCAUAUUAUUUAUUUGACGGCUAUGCGCAUCUAUCUUCUGGACUGGCUUGUGGUCUUUCUGGUCUUUCUGCGGGCAUGGCUAUUGGUAUUGUUGGUGAUGCUGGAGUAAGGGCAAACGCACAACAGCCAAAGCUCUUUGUGGGCAUGAUUCUCAUCUUGAUCUUUGCUGAAGCCCUGGCCCUUUAUGGUCUUAUUGUUGGCAUUAUUCUCUCUUCACGUGCUGGUCAGUCAAGGGCAGAAUAAAGGGAGGAUAGAAAUGCUAUUAAUUCACAUGGUUAAUUUUGCCAUCUUUAGUCUAAGAUCACCGUGCUUGUAAAAUCUGUCUGAAAAAUGAUUUAUUUUUUGACUGUAGUGCUAUACUCAAAUAUCUUUAAUGAUUGUUUUCUUCUAGUUCUAGAAUUUGGAUAUUUUUCAAUUGAAGAAUUUUAUUUGGAGCAUCGUUAUUGGUACAGUAUAAACAGGUUUGUGUUAAAUUGGUUGAACGAUACACACAAUUUAAUUGAUAGUGGACAAUAGUUCCCUUUUGUGGUUUAA
Molecule: messenger RNA, 1092 nt
Organism: Cryptomeria japonica (Japanese cedar)
Lineage: Eukaryota; Viridiplantae; Streptophyta; Pinopsida; Cupressales; Cupressaceae
Product: V-type proton ATPase subunit c2
Exons: 3
Coding region: 304-801 (165 amino acids)
Biological process (GO): proton transmembrane transport
Cellular component (GO): proton-transporting V-type ATPase, V0 domain
Molecular function (GO): proton-transporting ATPase activity, rotational mechanism
Source: RefSeq, a predicted model, not a curated record